This is a messenger RNA of Schizophyllum commune H4-8, 1007 nucleotides long. RefSeq lists its product as uncharacterized. The transcript has 4 exons. Bases 185 to 700 code for a protein of 171 amino acids. The record is from RefSeq and is a predicted model, not a curated record. Lineage: Eukaryota; Fungi; Basidiomycota; Agaricomycetes; Agaricales; Schizophyllaceae.
GACUUUCUCGACCACUAUCCUGCAUCAACAUGCAUAAUGGACGUAGACUCCCUCUAACCGUCGCAAUGUUUGGCGAUGAAUGAAGAUUACAAAGCACAUACAAUCGACACUCCCUUAUAAAGCGAGGUCGCUAUCUUUGAGUAUAAGUGAGACUCCGGCUGCACCCAACCGAACCUCGCCCACCAUGCCAUACGACGCGACGCAGUGGCUCGUUGACCGUGCCAAUAUCCAUGACAUUGUUAUUGCUUUGAUGCUCUACGUUGACACUCGGCAGUUCGACAAGAUCGCCAGUGAUGUCCUCGCUGAGGAGCUCUACGUCGAUUACACGUCGCUGCUGGGCGGCGAGCCGUAUACGAUCUCAAACACGCAGCAGGCGAAGUGGUGGGAGGGAAUGCUGACGAAGCUGCAUGCGCUGCAGCAUGGGAUAUUGUCCCCUCUCAUCGACCUUGGCCAGCCGUCGGCAGACCGUGAAGCGCCUUCUACGGCGACCGCCCAUGUCAAUGGCGGGGCUACGCUUGUGACCAAGUCAGCUGAUGACAAGCUCACAACCGUGCAGAACGGGGGACGCUACGAGCUGGAGUUCACGCGUACGAACGCGACGACUGGCAAUCCAUGGCGCAUCAGCAAGAUGAAGGCCAUCGGGAUCUGGUCGACGGGCGAUACGAAGGCGAUGGUCGCUGAGGAUAAGCCUGAUGCUUAGACCCUACCGUCAAUGGUGUAGCAAUCACAGUGAGCAUGUAAGCGAAGAAAUUUUUGGAUCAGUACAUCUUCAACGACGGGCGCCAACCUCAAGCGGGGAUAUCCGGCCGAGAAUAUAGAUGAUGAGGACGAUUUAUCACCAAGCGGAAACCCAUGGGCGCAGAUUCAUGACGUGCAGAAAGCGGGGCGACCUGCAGCGGGGUGAGCGUGAGGCGUAGGACCCUGGUGGCAUACGCAGCUCUAGCAGGUGUUGUAAAAGCUGAAGGGGCAGCAAGAUGUAUGGAGGUGAAACUUGUGUUCUGUUCGGG